Cyclocybe aegerita is the source of this 1371-nucleotide messenger RNA. The record is from the annotation of a GenBank genome assembly. Lineage: Eukaryota; Fungi; Basidiomycota; Agaricomycetes; Agaricales; Hemipholiotaceae.
UAUGCUGCCGCGGAACCUCCAAAGUCUCGUUGCCCGCAACGCGAACCGUGGUCGCGUCCUCCUCGCCCGCCAACAUGUCUUCCCGCCGCCGUUCCGGAUAGCCAGCGCAAUACAGCAACAGCGUACGGCCGGGUUCCAUUCGUCAUCUCGCCGACAGAACGAACUUCCCAAGUCACCGUUCCAAACGUUCGUGGACGUGCUGAAAGAUGAAUUGAAGAAGAGUAGGGAGCUGCAGGAGAACGUGAAGCAACUACAGGGUGAUGUGGACAAGCUGCAGGACUCGGAAGCUAUGAAACGGGCGAGGGCGGCAUAUGAACGCGCUCGGUUGGUUUCUAGUAUCAAGGAGAACCCGAAGCUACGCGCCGCCGCCGAGGAACUCAAGAAGACCGGAGUUAAGGUCGGCGAUGCCGUUUCAGAGGCGUUGAAGACGAUGGAGGAGAGUGAUGUCAUGCGUGCGAUUUCACGCGCCUCGUCUGCUGUCUCAUCCGCUGUUGAGAAGUCAACGGAGCCUAUCCGAAAAACAGCAGCUUACAAAACUUUGGCGGAAACACUAGUCGAUGCACUAGACGACAGUGGAAGCGCGAAGCAUGCUGGCUUCGAGGAGAAGGAGGCUCGUCGUCUACGUCGGCAAAAACGACUAGAGAAAGCUGGCAGAGCUGCCGGUCUUGGCCCGGCCCGGAUAGUAGCAAAUCCUGGAGCUGGAGAAGCCCUGGUUCUGCAUAAGGACUCGCCAAAGCAAGAAGCAUGGAACCGACUGAAGGAGACGAACCCGAUUCUCAAGUCAAUAAUGCAAAUGCGUCAAGCAUACGACGAAUCCGAGAACCCGGUGGUCUCUUCUAUGCGGUCUGUGACAGACACAAUUGGCUCAUGGUUCGACGAGAACGAGACGGCUCAAGUCAUGCGAUUGAUGAAGAACAUGGAUCCUACUUUCAACCGCGAAACCUUUGAGCGGGAGUUGCGGGAGUACAUCGUGCCGGAGGUGGUUGACGCGUACCUAUCAGCAGACCAAGAGGCCUUGAAGGCGUGGUGUGGGGAGGCGACAUACAACGUGCUAUGGGCGACCAUGGAGCACUUCCUUCGUCAAGGUCUAAUCAGCGGCAGCAAGGUGCUAGAUAUCCGCCAAGUGGAGGUUGCUGAAGCAAAAAUCUUGGAGAAUGAAGUUCCCGUCUUCCUCGUCUCAUUUGCUACUCAGGAGAUGAUGCUGUUCCGCAAUGCGAAGACUGGCGAGAUUGCGGUAGGAGCUGAGGACAAGGUGGAGCAGUGCACAUACGUUGCUGCGAUCACCCGGAUUCCGGAGGAGCUCGACAACGAGCUGACUGGUGGUUGGAAGGUUAUUGAGAUGGCACGUAGAAGUGCAAGAGCAUACCUUUA